Molecule: messenger RNA, 5375 nt
Organism: Myotis myotis
Lineage: Eukaryota; Metazoa; Chordata; Mammalia; Chiroptera; Vespertilionidae
Gene: DNAJC18
Product: DnaJ heat shock protein family (Hsp40) member C18
Exons: 8
Coding region: 1016-2092 (358 amino acids)
Biological process (GO): cellular response to misfolded protein
Cellular component (GO): endoplasmic reticulum membrane
Molecular function (GO): Hsp70 protein binding
Source: RefSeq, a predicted model, not a curated record
GGCCUGGUUUUUCAGAUAAAAGAGAAUGAGCCAAGGAAACUACUGGGGUGAAGGAGAGAAGAAAAGCCUCAGAAGGGUCCUGGAGUAGGAGGGGAUGAAGGAUAAAGAACAGCAAAGGCCGACUCCAAUAAGUACCUGCUCUUUUCUUUCUUUCUCUACUCCUGACCUCUAGUGGUUCCUCUAAUGACCUUGUGCCUGAAGAGCUGGGGGAGGAGGGGCAUACCAGACUGCUCUCUAACCAUAUAAACCUACCUCACUCUUCUACCUUUUGUGGCUCUUAAGUUCCCAAGGUUGGGUUCAGAAUCCCCAAACCUGUCUCUGAAUCUCCAACAGGCAUUAGUGUAUCUUUGUUUCUUUAAAUUUUUAUUUAUUGAUCUCAGAGAGAGAGAGGGAGGGAGGGAAAGAGAGAAGCCAGCUAUUCCCAUUUAUGCAUCCAUUGUUUUGACUCUUUUAUGCGCCCUGAGCUGGGAUGGAACCCGCAACCUUGGCAUAUCCCGACGAUGCUCUAAUCAACUGAGCUAUCCGACCAGGGGGCAUUAGUGUAUAUUUUAAAAUGACAUCCUGAGGAGAAAAAUAGUCAUACUGUCACGCUCUAGCGGUGCUAGAGUCUAGCUAGCCCACAGUUUGCAAAGCCUUUUCCAGGAAGGAUCUCAUCACGCCUCCUCGAAAGUCCCCAGUUUUAGGCAGAGCCAAAGCCACUAUCCCCACUCCGCAGAUGAGGAAAAGCUGGGCCCACAGGGCCAUCGUUUCCUGCUGUGAGCCACUAGCCGCGCAGCAGUCAGCUAGCAGCAAGCCACCCCACAGGCCUCGCUUUCACCAAGUAAGAACCCCUUACUCCUUAGCAUCGCCGACUGUCCCUCGUCCGGAGCCUGCCGGAAGUUGUAGUCCAAUGUCCCGCAGCUUCAAUGGGUUGGACUACAACGACCAGCAUGCCCUGCGCUUCUUGCCCCGCCCCCCAUCUUUUUCAGCCUCAGGCGCCGGGGAGGUUCGGUUGACCUGCUGACUGGGAACCAGAAUGGCAGCUACUCUGGGCAGCGGGGAGCGCUGGACGGAAGCUUACAUUGAUGCAGCUAGAAGAAACAAAUACCCAGAAGACAGACCUCCUGAAAGUCAUGAUCCCUGUGGUUGCUGUAACUGCAUGAAGGCGGAAAAGGAAAAGAAGUCUGAGAAUGAGUGGAAUCAGACCUGGCAGGGCGAGGGGAGUGCCACUUAUACUGAGGACCAACUGCUUGGGGUACAAAGAAUCAAGAAAUGCAGAAAUUACUAUGAAAUUCUGGGAGUUUCUCGAGAUGCCAGUGAUGAAGAGCUUAAGAAAGCUUACCGAAAACUUGCCCUGAAAUUUCACCCUGACAAGAACUGUGCUCCGGGAGCAACAGAUGCUUUCAAAGCAAUAGGAAAUGCCUUUGCAGUUCUUAGCAAUCCGGACAAGAGACUCCGCUAUGAUGAAUAUGGAGAUGAGCAAGUGACUUUCACUGCCCCUCGAGCCAGAUCUUAUCAUUAUUACAGGGACUUUGAAGCUGACAUCACUCCAGAAGAGUUGUUCAAUGUCUUCUUUGGAGGACAAUUUCCUACAGGAAAUAUUCAUAUGUUUUCAAAUGUGACAGAUGAUACCCACUAUUACCGCCGGCGGCACCGACAGGAGAGGGUGCAGAAACGGAAGGAGGAGGAAGAAGAUAAACCUCAGACUACGUAUUCUGCAUUUAUUCAGUUACUUCCAGUUCUUGUGAUUGUGAUUAUAUCUGUUAUUACUCAGCUGCUAGCUACUAAUCCCCCAUACAGUCUAUUCUACAAAUCGGCCAUGGGCUAUACCAUUUCUAGAGAAACCCAGAACCUGCAGGUGCCUUACUUUGUGGAUAAAAACUUUGACAAGGUCUACAGGGGAGCAUCUCUGCGUGAACUGGAGAAGACGAUAGAGAAGGAUUACAUUGAUUACAUCCAGACGAGUUGUUGGAAGGAGAAACAACAAAAGUCCGAGCUGACCAAUUUGGCCGGAUUAUACAGAGAUGAACGAUUGAAAGAGAAAGCAGAGUCGCUGAAACUUGAAAACUGUGAAAAACUUUCCAAACUCAUUGGCCUACGCAGAGGUGGCUGAGAGGAUGAUAGUCCUAUGCAGGGUCGGGGUUUUGCUACUUGUUACUACUUAUGUUCCUAAUUCCAUUUUAUAAUACAAAACUAGGAUGAUGAACAUUUUACAAUUUGCUAACUUUAUUUGGUGGGCUGAGUUGAAGGUGCUUGCGCAUGGAGCCAGACUGGUCAUCACAGAAUCCCUUCCUGGGGAUUGGCUCCAGGGGCCAGGAACAGCUCAUCUGAGUUGAAUUAAUGACAAAGUGUUGGAUUCAGCCCCCCUGCUCCACACCUGCCCUGCCUCUAGGAAUGCAAGUCAGGGCAUCCCAGAGCAGAUUCAUGUUUUCUUCUUUUUUCUCCUCUUCGCUAACCACUCAUUCCUAGGCAGAGCCAAAGCAGCUUAAUAUUAGUUGUUUGCAAAGUGCACCAAAAAUUAGACCUCUCCCUUCAUGAGAGUCUCCCCCAGGAUUCAGCCUUUGGAACAUACUCCUUCUCAUAUUUCCACUUUCUAAGGGGAAUGUGGAGAAAUGUAAACUAUUGUAGCCAAUAGUUUCCUAUUUGCCCAAUCUCUAUUCAGAGUUACUAGCAAAAUGCCUGAUCUGAGUUUUUUACUUCCUUAAUUGUCUCUCUUGCAGAGGGACCAGAAAUUAAAAGCUAUUGAGUGAAACAGCUCAAUGGAAGCAGGGGCCAGGGAUGAAGGUAAAAUGUAACCUUAGUCUCAGCUUCUCGCUGAAAGUUCCCUAGUCCACAAUAGAACCCAGAGAAUGUUCUUUUUGCCAUUUCCCCUUGUAGCAUCACAGGAACUGAGUCCCUACACCCCAGAGGUGUAGUGGUCAGACUAAGAAGAAGCACUGCCAGCUAACUGGGCUAUUUGCUCAAGCCUAGAGAUAGAGGGGAGAGACCUUUCCAUGGCUCUGGGGAUCUGGUGUUGGCUCCAGCGGUCACUUUGUCUGAUCCUAUAGUUUGUGAUAUGAGAGGCUUUUUCAUGUAGUCAACGUUGACUGAGUGCCUGGGAUGAAGCAAGGGCUCUCAAUGCAUUUUCCUACUUUAGCCUCCUCACAGCUCUGUGAAGUGGACAUGUUAUCCCUGUUUUUAUGAAUGAGAAUAUUGCCCCGGAGAGGAUGAAAGGUUAACCCGAGUCACAUAAGUGGUAAUGGCAGAGCUAGACGGAGGUCUGAUUAUCAAGUAGAAAGUGUGAGAUCAUCCCCAUUUCUCAGGUCAUUCUAGCCAGAUUGGUAAAGCUGAAUCUUUCCCAAAGAUGCCCCUGCCCCCUCCCCUCUGACCCCGUAUCCUUUCUGUGGCAGCCCAUCAUCCAUUCAGGACACCUUUCCCCCUGGUCUUUAGGAACCAAGACUCCAUACCAACUUUGUAUACAAAACAAAAGGUCCCUCAGAGGCAGGCAGCCCUUUCCACAGGUGACAAAGAAGGAAUAAGUUGCUUCCUGGGCUUGUAGUUCCAGACUUCCUGCUGAGCCAAGCUACCUGAGCUGCCUAGAUUAUUAUGAAUCUGAACCUGGAAGAAUCAGUAAGUGACUGUGGUCUACACUCAUAUUUUCUCCAGGAUGGAAGAAAAAUUCCUGUUGGAAGGAGAUUCUGCAUGAAAACUGAUUUCCAGAGUGGAGUUUCUCCUUUCAGAUGCUCGGUCAUGAUUCAGACAGAUGUGUCUGGCACGGUUCAACAUGUGGACAUUCCACAGGGUCAGGAGAUGCCUCCAGAGGUAAAGAGUGGGGCUUUAGUGGCUGGUAGAGGACAACUGCUCAGCUGUGGGGAGGAGGAGCAGCUCCAGAUAUAGCCAGAUUUUGCUGCCCAACUAUGUCUAUCCUCCUGGAUUUGGGAGGCUUUCUUGUCUCCCUCUGAGUGACAGAGGAGAUUUACACAGUAAAAUGUGCCUGUGCGGCAAACAGGCUUAUAGAACAUUUUCCUGUGCACACCAAAAUCAACGCUCUCCUCUCAGCCCCAACCCCUGCUAGAAAAUGGGCCAUAAAUUAAACUGACUUGACAGGUUAGAUGAACCUACUGUAGUUGCCCCUGAAGAGUGUGGCCACACGUUUUAUAGAUUUCAUGGCAGACAUUAGUUAUCUGUGAUGAUACUAAAUAGAGGCAAUACUAAACUCCAAUAAAUGUCAGACCUAUUGUCUGUCUUUAUAGAACUGAUGGUACUAUUUAAUUUAUUACCUAGGAGACCACAACACUCACAUGUGGUUUUCCUCAAGAUAAUAUUUUCAUUUGGUUGAAGGAUAAUUUAUCUAUUUGUUACAGUCCAGAAUAUUGUUAAACUAAAAUUUCCUGGGUUACACUUUAGAUGGGUUGUCUACAUGGUGGUAAUCAUAAGGAUUUUCCUCUAGCCUACAUCCUUUGGAAGGUUUCCUAGUCAUAUAUAAGCUCUUUAGGUAAGGCUUAUUCUUGCUGUCAGAACUUGGUGUGCAGCGCUAGUCCAUGUCUAUGAGCAUUAGAACAGCUUGAAGAUGUGUAAUGGGAGAAGGGCUAAGAAAUAAGGCUUGAGGCUCAAGCAAAAAUGGAAACUCUCAUCAUUAGAAUGAUAGUGCUCUUUGCACUGCAUGAUCAGCAGUGAGGAGGGGAGCGUGAAAAUCCUCACACCAAAGGACACUACAGCUUGAAGGAAUCCAUGACCCCUGAUUAGCAACCCUGGGGUUCAUCUGCUCAAACCAGAAAAUGUCUGAACUUCCUUAUCAGCUCCAGGCCUCACAGAUUGGAAGAAGUGACCAGUAAAAAAUGCAAUUGCUAUGCUUUCUGUUGGAAACUAUUAAAAAUUACACUGAACUCCAAACCCCACUGGAACAUGAGAUCCAGCAGCCUAGCCAAGCUUGUGUUAUUCUCAUUUCAUCCUCACACUCAGGACAGGCCUUGUGGGGAGGCACUAUUGGGAUUCUAGAAGCUUUCUGUUACAACUGGCCACACAUGCAAGUAGUCUCUGCAUGCAUGAUCCUCACAGGAGCUAGCACUUAAUCAGUAUUUAUUUUGGAUUCAUUUAAGGCAUAAACUUAGUAUCCUAAUACACUUGUUUUUGGAAAGGGCCAAGUUAUUGUACAUCUUAAUUUUUGAGCCUGCGUUGUUGAUACCUCGUGCAAUGACCACCAAGUAACUAUAUACCCAUGUGUUAGAUAUUAAUUACAUCAUUUGCAUCCCAUUCAGUAUUUGGAAUUAAAGAUGUGAAUGUUCUGUGACCAGAGCCAGGUUUGAUACAGAUGGAAUCAGCUCCGGUGGAGUCCUGAGAAAUCUGGUCACCUGCUCUACUGCAUCUGAAUUAAUUGUAUUUUAACACAGAAAUUAAAUGAUUUUAUAUAUAAAAAA